Closterium sp. Yama58-4 is the source of this 237-nucleotide messenger RNA. Lineage: Eukaryota; Viridiplantae; Streptophyta; Zygnematophyceae; Desmidiales; Closteriaceae. The record is from the annotation of a GenBank genome assembly.
AUGCAAGUGGAAGGGGAAGUGAGUAACAAAGCAUGCGUUGCGUCUCAGGUAUCAGCUGCUGCACUGCCACAACCAGUGGACCCCGCAUACGCACCCGCAGCAGCAAAAGCCCCGCCUCCACCCCCAACCCCACCGCCAACCCCAGCCGCAGCCGCAGCCGCAGCCGCAGCCGCAGCCGCAGCCGCAGCCGCAGCCCCAGCCCCAACCGCAGCAUAUGCCCCAGCCCCAGCAGCGUAG